AUGUCCAAGAUCUGUUUGUACAACUGCCUCCAUGGCUCCUCAAUGCAUGCUACAGGCUAUGGGGAACUGUGGAUGGGCUGGGACACCACUUCUGAGUUAUACCAGUUUGGCUGCACGUGCACCAGCAACAAAAAUGAUUACUCGGCAAAAACUGUUAUGGGGGACUGGAAUGAAGAGCGAUGCGAUAUCCAGAGAACUGUGCAGCCCAAGGCACUUCCUUCCCAGUAUACUCACUGCUUUGAAACAACAUAUUCUUCUGAUUACAGCAUGGGAAAGCAUCAGAGAAUAAAAAGAUUUGAGAGAGAACACUGGUUUCCAGGCCACCACCCUGAGAUGGAACCUCCUUCGUUCAACCCAGCAGCUCAGUCCUGCCACACAAUAGACUCCGUAUGGCAGCAUUUUCUUUGCUUGUGUCCAACACUCAGAGAAGAAACACAAAGGAUGCAGGAAAAGCAAGAGAGAUGAAAAGAAUGUGCAGGCUAUGCCUUCAGAAAAACAGGAGGCCUGUCUGCUAUCAGUGCUACAGGGAUAUCCUUCACGC
Athene cunicularia (burrowing owl) is the source of this 541-nucleotide messenger RNA. RefSeq names its product chromosome 24 C11orf1 homolog (gene CFAP68). Gene Ontology annotation, cellular component: nucleus. Lineage: Eukaryota; Metazoa; Chordata; Aves; Strigiformes; Strigidae. The record is from RefSeq and is a predicted model, not a curated record.